CAUUUGGUGGUGAAUAUCGUAAGCCAAAUUUAUUGGAAACUACAUUAUACAUUGUGGGGCUUAUAGUACAUAGUUUAUUCAUUUGUUUUGCUUUAUGCACAUUGUAUGUUGUUAAGAAUAUUGAUUUAGAUUCAAUAACUAAUUUAAUGCCAGUUGUAUUUGGUAUCUCGAUGACCAUUUUAAAGGGUUCAACAUUAUGGUUUCAUCGACGUGAGUUAUUUACAAUUUUAAAAGAAUUUCACACUCGAUGGAGUUACACUAGGACAAAAGUUCACUCACAAAAUAAAAUUCAUAUGCUCAUCAAUACUUCGAAGAAAGUACGGUAUUGUUAUAUGACUGCUAUUUUAGUCACCAGUUUAUCUUUUGGUCUACGUCCAUAUGUGAUACUACUUACUUACUAUUUCGAAACUGUCGUCCUUCAGUCAAAUACUACGAUUGAUUUUUCAGUUGUUAUUUACCCACUUGUCUAUCCAUUUGCAUGUCAGACAAUGAAUCGUUACGUUUUAUUGUUAAUGUAUGAACAAUCUGUUAUGUUUUUUGCUAUCUGUUACGUCACAUGUGAGACUAUUUUCAUUCAACUUAUGACUCACACUUCAAUUAACUUUUUGGUAUAUAAAUUAUAGUGAUAAAGUUUGCUAGUUAACUAAAAAUCGAUUGAUUCGAUUCAUAGGUACUAGCUGAUGAUUUUAGAAAUAUGAAUCAACAUAUUGAUAUUAAUAAUAACGAUAGCGAUAACAAUAAUGUUGGUGAUCAACAUAUGAUAGAA
This is a messenger RNA of Microplitis demolitor, 766 nucleotides long. RefSeq lists its product as uncharacterized. The transcript has 3 exons. NCBI's taxonomy places the organism in Eukaryota, Metazoa, Arthropoda, Insecta, Hymenoptera, Braconidae. The record is from RefSeq and is a predicted model, not a curated record. The coding region runs from base 147 to 623 and encodes 158 amino acids.